AUGGAGCGUCGUCGCUUUAACAUGAGCAGCAUGUCACCCAUGGCGGAUUCCACGCGGAUCGACGCGUCGCUGAUAAGCAAUCGUCCGGCGGCCAAUUUCCUGAGGGGACUGAGUCCCAAGUCGAAUACCUCGCUCAAUGGCACACGCACUCCGGAGCGGUCCUUGAUGAAUUGCUCUGUCUCAUCGUCCAGCUCCAUGUCGCGACAGAAACUGAACCGCAGUCAGGUCGAUCCCAGAACAUUUGCCGAAGUGCACAGCAGCGGACUGUCAUCCCGGAUCGUGGCCUUAAGCGAACGCAGUGGUCUGCAGCGCAGCAUGUCCGCCAGCAAUCUGUACAAUCCCAUGACGCAGCCGCGCAGAGCGCCCGCUUCCCCGUUGCCCUACAAGUCAAGGGCGCCGACACUUUCGAUCACGCAGAUUGCACCACCGGAGCGCAGCUUUUAUUCCGGCAACACGCUGUCAAGCCUGUUGCGAUCCAACUCCUUGGUAGGGUUAGUGCAAAAAACCAGCGAACAGGAGCAGCUUUCGAGAGAGAAUCGACCCAUAUUGCACCCACCUCAUCCACAGCAUGAGAGCGAGCCAACUAGAAGCGUGCUGGAGGAGCUUAAGGAGAUCUCGCGAAAGCGCAUCAACACUGGAGAUACGCAACAUGCUCAAGACAACACGAAAAGGAGUUGCCAGCGAAGCUUUGACUUUGUGGACCAUCACCGUCAUCAACAGCAACUACAUCAUAUGCAGCAACAGCAGAAUCAGUCCUUUAAAAGGCAACGAGAGCUGACGGUAUCGGUUCCGCUUAGGCAUCAUUCGACAUCUUUGUCGGCUGCUCCUCCUGCAUUGCAGCAUAUGCACUCGAAUGGAAACAUCUCCCCAACUCAAUCUCCGGAGCAGGUGGCCAAACGGCGCAAUUGUAGCUACAGCAACGACAUCGCUUCCUCGCUGAGUUCCAGUUUCCGUCACAGCAACAAGAGGAAGCUGUUGGACAUGCGAGAAAGGUUUCAGCACAGCAAAAACGACACACUAGCUAGUGGAGGAAGCUCGCCUGAGAACUCGCCCGAAAAUGUGGCCAAAAUUCAACGUAAAGUUAAUGCAGAAGCUGUUAGCAAAUCAGUGAGCAUGCCCGUCGUUGCUGUGGCGGCAGUUCCUGCUUCACGAACCAUUUCGGCACCUGCGAUUCAAAAGGCAGUUCCGCAGGUGACGGAAAAACCUAAGCUUACACUCUUCAAUGCGCGACAAUCUCAAACGCAAGCGGAACAGCCGCGGCACGAUUUGAGUAGCCCGGAAGUAGAUGCCGGCGAAUAUGCAGGCAUUCAGUUCGUAAAGCCUAAGCAGCAAAAUUCCAUGCUGGCCGCCAAGAAUCCUAGCUUAGAACGCACUCACAAGACCAAACUAGCCAUUAUGCUAAGUGGAUUGAAGGGCGAACUGUACCAAGGUGAGCCGGACGAACUAGAUGCCCCAGCGCCAAAGUCAGCGACAUCGCCUGCAACGCUUCCUACUCCCAUCAAGCCCAUCAUCAUAGCUCCUGUAACCGCAUCCACAACGGUCGUUAUUUCCACCGCAACCAUAUCAACUGCGCCCAGCAAGCCGGUAAUACUAAGUAACCAGGUUAUAAAGCCGGCAGAUGUGCCAAAUACGAUUAGCACUGGCUCAGUGCCCAAACUUGUGCUUGGUCAGCCUGCGGCGCCCGCUAAAACGGAACAAACGCCACCAAAACCCAUCGACAAGGUCCCGGCAGGACAAGCAGAUAUCCCAGCCAAGUUUGAGCUAUCAACCAAACCCACUCCAGCAACAUCAGCUCAACCACUAAUCAGUUUUGGCACACCGAAAUCCACAGCCGCACCAUCAUUCUUAUUUGGAACUGCAACCAAUACCUCUAGUAGCACUACUACCAAUACUACCAAUACUACCACAUCAAAGCCCAUAUUCUCGUUCGGACAAACGCCUGCCAAUGGUCCCACAGUAGGCGGCCUUUCUGUAUUCAAAACUGACACACCGGCAACAACUUCGGUUAGCACAACUAAUCCUGGGACACCGGUUACAUCUACAACUACUUUCGGAGUGACACCACCCAAAACGACGACUACAGUUGCUCCGACUACAACUGUUUCGCUAAGUUUCGGCCAGCCGAAUUCAGCAACUUUAGUCGCCACCAGUAAGAGCACCACAACAGCCACGAUGUCAUCAUUUGAAGCAGCAAACACAGCGGUGAAACCGAUGUUUUCCUUUGGUAAAUCGAACAAUUUAAGUUCAGGAACUCCGACAACCAAAGAAUCCGAUGCAGCUGCCGCCAAGCCCGCCCUAUUCAGUUUUGGAGGUACCACCACUCAGCCAGCUGCAGCUGCAGCUGCACCGACACCGACACCGGUAUUCGGAAGUCUAUCAAAACCCCUAGCCGGAGGUUUUGCAUCGCCCGGGGCAAACAAAUCUGAGACAACUAAGCCUGGCAUCUUUGGCAAUUUGGACAACGGACUUGGAAACGCAAUGAAGCCCCCAGCUAAUGUAGCAGCCACAACCGCCGCCGAGCUUCCCAAGCCAUUUGGCUUCGCAGCUACAACAACCGUUGCUGGCGGAGGAUCAACUGCCACAAAUCUCUUUGCCUUUGGAGGGACGGCCACUUCAAAGGCAGCGGAACCAGCUCCACCUAGCCAAAAAAACCUUUUUGGACAAAAUGCAACCACAACUACACCCUUUGCAUUCGGAGGAGCAGCAGCAGCCAUCGCAGGUAAAAGUGAAAAUAAGGACAAAAAACCAUUUGAAUUUGGCGGAGGUGACAACAACGCGGUAGCCAAGCCAAGUGGAGUAUUCAGCUUUGGUGGCACGGACAAGAGUGCACCACCAGCCUUUGGCAGCGGAACAACAUCGGUAACAUCUGCCACAGCAACACCGACAAACAACACUUUUGGGUUUGGCACGGCUCAGAAGCCUGCAACACCCAUGUUCGGAAGUGGAUCAACGCAACAGUCUUCGACACCGGCAGUGGCGGCCACUAAACCUUUUACAUUUGGUGGUAGGGCUCCACAGGCUCCUACUACACCGUCAGCAUCUCCAGCUUCUGGAGGAUUCUCGUUUUCCGCCGUUGCGGCCAAAAAUACUACGGCGCCAACAGCAGAAACAAAUAUGUUUGGCAGCCCCGCCAGCGCCAGCAAGCCAAGCUUUAACUUUGGAGGAAACACCGCCACCCAGGCGGCGGCAGCAGGAUCACCAGCUGGUGGCUUUUCAUUCGCCGCGGCCAUUAAGAAGGAAGAUCCUGCAAGCACCAAUAUGUUUGGAAGCCCCAACACCGGAGUGGUGAAGCCAAACUUUGGCUUUUCAAGCACCAAUCCAACCCCAGCCCCUACCUUUGGCGGAUUCGGUGCUCCAGCAGCGGCUGCACCAACAGCAACUUCAACUAAUCAGAGCAAGCCCUUUGCAUUUGGGGCUAGCACUCCGGCUGCUGCCCCCAGCGCAGCGCCCUUGGGCGGCAAUCUGUUUGCCAACGCAGUGUCUGCUACCCAAAACCAAACGAAGCCGCCAGGAGUCUUCUCAUUUGGUACGGCUAAGAGCACCGCCGGCACCACAGCCGGCAAUGCCCCCUUCUCGUUUGGAGGCGCAUCUGCUGGCGGCAUCGCCUCGCCGCCCAGCAAUCAGGGCUUAAAUACCGCAAAGCCAUUCAGCUUUGGUGGCGCUGGCGGCACUCCAGCCCCGAAUGUCUUUGGGAGCCCAGCCCCUGCUCCGCCAGCAAGCAAUCCAGCCGGGGGCUUCAACUUCGGCGGCGCCAGUCCGGCCCAGCAGGCGAAUGCCGGCAACAUGUUUGCCCCCCCCACACCGGAGGGUCGUCUGAUACGAAAGGCCACUAGGCGGCUGCAGAAAUAAGUCCGCUUCAAAAGUAGCUCAAGAGAUUGCUAGUUAAAUCAUUACAUUUACCGAAAAGGGAAUGACUAAAAACAAGUAGUAGUCAGUCCGCUUUUGUAAUAUAUAAAUAUUAAUCGACUCUGGUUCGUUCUGUGAAAUGUAAUUGACAGACUUCUCCUUAAAUUGUCACUAAAGGAUAGCUAAAUAAUAAAAAAUAAUUUAUAACUAUUAUAAGGAACGCAAAAAAGCAAAUAAAUGUUAUUGAAUCGAA
Messenger RNA from Drosophila mauritiana, 4099 nucleotides. Its product is annotated as mucin-19. Lineage: Eukaryota; Metazoa; Arthropoda; Insecta; Diptera; Drosophilidae. Bases 1 to 3849 code for a protein of 1282 amino acids. The transcript is spliced from 4 exons. The record is from RefSeq and is a predicted model, not a curated record.